Molecule: messenger RNA, 774 nt
Organism: Geodia barretti
Lineage: Eukaryota; Metazoa; Porifera; Demospongiae; Tetractinellida; Geodiidae
Source: the annotation of a GenBank genome assembly
AUGAAAAUCGCCCGCUAUCUCGCCCACGGAGCCGAGCACCACGGCGUCGUUGAUGGGGACAACGUUACCGCUAUCGACGGCAGCAUCUUUGACUCCCAGAUUAAGCUAACCGACCACACCCACGCCCUUUCCGACGUAAAACUGUUGUCGCCGGUGGUGCCGGGGAAAAUCCUCGCCAUGGGCCUUAACUACACCAGCCACGUCGGUGACCGGCCGGCUCCCGAAUACCCCAUGAUCUUCCACAAGACCCCCACAAGUGUCAUCGGUCCCGAGGACUCCAUCGUGCGUCCCAAGGAAGUUCAGCGCUUCGACGCUGAGGGUGAGAUGGUGGUGGUAAUCAAGGACAAGUGCCGCAACGUCUCCAAGGACGAUGCGCUGAACCACGUCCUGGGUUACACCUGCGGCAACGACGUUAGCGCCCGCGACUGGCAGCAGAAGGACCGCCGCGAGAACAACUCGGACUGGUGGCGCGCCAAGUCCGCUGACACCUUCUCCCCCAUGGGCCCGUGGAUCGAGACCGAAGCCGACCCCCACGCUCAGCACCUGCGGACGCGCGUCAACGGCACCGAGGAGCAGAACGAGACCACGGCGCACCUGAUCUUCGACGUGCCCACGAUGAUCGAGUUCAUCACCCGCUACGUGACCUUGGAAGCGGGCGACUGCAUCUUCACGGGCACGCCGGGCACCACGUCCGACAUGGCCGACGGCGCAGUCUGCGAAAUCGACAUCAGCGGCAUCGGCGUACUGCGCAACCCGGUCAAGCUGGAAUCGUAA